This is a messenger RNA of Aspergillus fumigatus Af293, 2280 nucleotides long. RefSeq names its product putative serine-rich protein. Bases 1 to 2280 code for a protein of 759 amino acids. NCBI's taxonomy places the organism in Eukaryota, Fungi, Ascomycota, Eurotiomycetes, Eurotiales, Aspergillaceae. The transcript has 2 exons. The record is from RefSeq and is a predicted model, not a curated record.
AUGGCCACUGACCUCUUUUCAGGAAGCGUGAGUAUUAGCACACACGCCUUUGCUAGUAGCUCUAUACCGGGUCCUUCGAUGACUCUGGAGGACAAUGCUGCUUUCGCAUUACCUUCUCCCAGAAUACCUGGCAUUACGCGGCCGACCACUGUACACUCACAAGAUAAUUAUCCCGCCUCUACGUUCACCGUAGACUCGCCAACGACUUCAAGACGUGCUAUCAUGGAGAGCCCAUUCACAGAAAUACGUUCUGUGCAGAUACCUAUUUCGCCUUCUAGCCCCCAUGCGACAUCCACGCCGCCGACCAUGUCGCGAAGCCACUCUCAAAGAACGGAUAUCAUGACUAAUGAGACUCUCGAUACAAGUGCGACCGCUCUGAGCAACAGGCCUUUCUCCGUUACAGAUGCCGCGAAUCAGGAGCUGUCUCGUCAAUCCCUUGAUAUGACAUCCGCUGCCAGUCGAAUCAGUCGGAAUGAUGAAAUGAGUCUUACGACGUAUUUACCUAGCGCAUACUACUCAAGCUCGGCCAGUACUGCCUCCGAAAUUGUAGUGGAUAGCACGCUGUCCCUGGGGCAAUCAAGCCUAGAUACUGAGAAUUCCCAGUUAAAUAGCGAACUGAUAAUCUCGGUAACCCCGACUGCUCAGGAGAGCGUUUCACAUGUGGAGAGUCAGUAUGCUAAAACCAGUGAGAUGGGCAGCACUGGUCUCGGUUCUCUUACUGUGGAUAGCGUGAAUUUAUCCACACUGGCAGCGAGCAGGCCUGAUGAGAGAAGUGACGACUUUGAGCUACCCAGCUCCAUGGCUGUGUCUUCCAUGAGAGCGGAAUCUUCCGCGCAGAGAAUUACUGAGCAGCCAAUUACAAUGAGCGCUCCUAGAAUCAACGCCUCACAACCUGGGACAAGGAAGAUGUCCAGUGGGACUCCCAGUCGGGGUGUCGACGAGACAGCAAGCGGUUCUGUUUCUCAGGAAGGCACUGCGAGCGGUUCCAGUAGGAGUGGUUUCUCCCGGGAGCUAUCCUCGACCACGACGCUCGGUGGCUGGAAUACUGGUGAGAUUACGUUUUCCACUCGCGAUGAAAGCGUGGCCGCUACGAGAACAAGAACCUCUUCCAUUGCAGAUACUGUAAGCGAUGGAUCGGCUCAUCAAUCACUUGAUGGGACAUCCGUUGCAAGCCGAAUCAGCCCAACCAGCGAAAUGGGUAGCACGACGGGCUUAUCUAGCGCAUACUACCGAAGUCCGGCCAGUAGUGCUCAUGGAACUCUCGGUGGCAGCACACUGUCUCAAGGACAGCCAAGCCGAAGUUCUGCACCUCCGACCUCAGAUGAUGAACCGAUAAUUUCUACAACGGAUAUUGUCCGAAGCGAAAUCCCUUCGCUCGUGGAUAGCCAGCUGACUACCACCAGCAAGCUGGAAAACAAUCGCGUGGUUGCUCCUAUCGGUAAUGAGAAUGAGCCCACGUCAAUGGCGAGCAAGCUUAGUGAAACAAGUGACUUUGAAGAAAAAUCGCUGUCAAGUGUCUCCACAGCAGCAGGAUCUUGGACGCCAGGAAUCUCUGUGCAGUUGGUUACAAUGGGCACCUCGCCUGAUAAUAUCUCCGAGCUCUUUGAGUCAGCGAACCGCUCCUUAAGCCGGGAAGGCGGAGCCGAAAAUGGUCAGACUCCUAAAGGUACUGCCACGAGCGGUGCUAGUAUCAGUGCCUCAGUGGGAGAAGAAUCCUCAGUUGCUACGCUAAGCCACUCGAGUACUACCUUUGAAAACUUCGUCGUGACUACAGUUAAGCAUUUAAAUGAAGAAAACAGCGAAGCUAUAUCCCUUCAGCUGGCAACAGUUAGCCGGCCAUCCCGCCUAGACCGAGGAGGACGGCUCACCGGCGGCCACCCUACAGGGAAUACUACGCAUAUACAGAACGACCACCCCAUUGUGCCGACUCAGCCAACCCAACCAUCUCAAUCUGCAGAGUAUGAGGACUUCCGGGUAACUGUCCUUCUGAGUCCAUCAUCGCAUAACAGUAUAGCCAAUCUAUCCCCUCCGUCGUCGCUAUCAAUGCAUCUGCAUGCCUUGACAAAACCUAUCCCAACGCGAUCUGACUCUACUCUGUUGAUUCCGGGGGAUUGCCAGCCGCACUAUCAUGGGAACACAGCCACCCUAGAGACCUUCAAUCAGUCACUUCCACUCAAGUACAGAGUCACGAAUCACUGUCCAAUGCUGGUACUCGUACCGCUCGGCCGACUGGUGGGGACUCAGAUGCUGUAUAUCAGGCAUCACAAUCGCUCAGUGUGA